AUAACUCGAUUUAAAAAUGAAUAAUAAGACAGUCGAGAAAUUUCCGUUGAGUUGCAGUUACUGAUUGAAAGCAGAAUUAAAUACAAUGUUUGACAGCACGAAAAACGCAUGUGCAAUCAUUUUUCUUGGUUUUCUACUCAUUGCAGUACAGAGUGCCUCUCAGGAUGAAGUGAUUGACAAAUGUUUGGAUAAGAACCACAUUCCCAAGAAUCAGUAUGAAAAGCUAAUAAAAUAUGGAACGGUGGACCAAGAAACUGGAGACAUUGAAAGGAAAUUCAAGUGCUUUAUGCAUUGUAUAGUUAACGAAAUGGGUGUACUGGACUCCGACGGAUACCUCAGUAUGAAGCAGGUGGAAAGUUUGGCAGAGCUACGUGACACCGAUCGCAUUGCUUUCCGCAAGUGCAACAAAAAGCACCAUGGAGAGGCAGAUCUCUGCGAAUAUGCCGCCAAUAUUAUGACGUGCGUAAUAGCUGAGCAGUAACAAAUCCAAAUUUGUGCUGAGAGUCAGAGAGUAAGAAUAUGCAGUAUACUGGGUGGACUUCUUCUCUAUAGGUACUCGUAAUAAAUCAAAUGUUGAGCUUUAAAAAUCGAA
Molecule: messenger RNA, 592 nt
Organism: Drosophila montana
Lineage: Eukaryota; Metazoa; Arthropoda; Insecta; Diptera; Drosophilidae
Gene: Obp57c
Product: Odorant-binding protein 57c
Exons: 2
Coding region: 86-481 (131 amino acids)
Biological process (GO): sensory perception of smell
Molecular function (GO): odorant binding
Source: RefSeq, a predicted model, not a curated record